AAACACAAGCACGCACACACCACUGGGAGAUCAGAUCUUCUAGCUGGCUCUCUGCUGCCACAGCUCCGCCGAAGGGAGGGGGUGGAAGAGGAGGACUAAACUCAGAGCUGAGAGGAGAGGCAGGUGUGUGCAGGUGCAUCACCUGGAUCAUGAGGUCACCCCUCUGCUGGCUCCUCCCACUUCUCAUCUUGGCCUCAGUGGCCCAAGGCCAGCCAACAAGACGACCAAGACCCGGCACUGGGCCCGGGCGCAGACCUAGGCCCAGGCCCAGGCCCACACCCAGCUUUCCUCAGCCUCAUGAACCAGCAGAGCCAACAGACCUGCCUCCUCCCCUCCCUCCAGGCCCUCCAUCUGUCUUCCCUGACUGUCCCCGCGAAUGCUACUGCCCCCCUGAUUUCCCAUCUGCCCUCUACUGUGAUAGCCGCAACCUGCGAAAGGUCCCUGUCAUCCCACCCCGCAUCCAUUAUCUCUAUCUCCAGAACAACUUCAUCACUGAGCUCCCGGUGGAGUCCUUCCAGAAUGCCACAGGCCUGCGAUGGAUUAACCUGGACAACAACCGAAUCCGCAAGAUAGACCAGAGGGUGCUGGAGAAACUGCCCGGCCUGGUGUUCCUCUACAUGGAGAAGAACCAGUUGGAAGAGGUCCCCUCUGCCCUGCCCCGGAACCUGGAGCAGCUGAGGCUGAGCCAGAACCACAUCUCCAGAAUCCCGCCUGGUGUCUUCAGCAAGCUGGAGAACCUGCUGCUCCUGGAUCUCCAGCACAACAGGCUGAGUGACGGCGUCUUCAAGCCUGACACCUUCCAGGGCCUCAAGAACCUCAUGCAGCUCAACCUGGCCCACAACAUCCUGAGAAAGAUGCCGCCCAGGGUCCCCACCGCCAUUCACCAGCUCUACCUGGACAGUAACAAGAUUGAGACCAUCCCUAACGGAUACUUCAAGAGCUUUCCCAACCUUGCCUUCAUUCGGCUUAACUACAACAAGCUGACAGACAGGGGACUCCCCAAGAACUCCUUUAAUAUCUCCAACCUGCUCGUGCUCCACCUGUCGCACAACAGGAUCAGCAGUGUGCCCGCCAUCAACAACAGGCUGGAACACCUGUACCUCAACAACAAUAGCAUCGAGAAAAUCAACGGAACCCAGAUUUGCCCCAACGACCUAGUGGCGUUCCAUGACUUCUCCUCGGACCUGGAGAACGUGCCACACCUGCGCUACCUGCGGCUGGAUGGAAACUACCUGAAGCCGCCCAUCCCGCUGGACCUCAUGAUGUGCUUCCGCCUCCUGCAGUCCGUGGUCAUCUAAGCCCUACUCCGCCAUGGGAUCUGCUCUGACCGCACUUGAAGGCUGGGGCCCAGGCGCCUGUGCCCGCCAUUCGUUUUCUCUUUCUCCCUUUCUUUCUCCCAGCUUUGCCUCCCUUAUCCCACCCUUGAGGCAGGGAAAAGCCAUCUAUUCUUCUGCAGCCUCAGGAGCAAGACUUCCAAGGGUUCAGUUUGGUCCCACCCAGUUGAAAGACACCCAGUGCACACCCAAACUCCUGGCCUUCUGUGGUUUCCCUUUGCUCCAGAAACACAGAUGUGUCUAAAGAC
Messenger RNA from Symphalangus syndactylus (siamang), 1582 nucleotides. It is a transcript of the gene PRELP, whose product is annotated as proline and arginine rich end leucine rich repeat protein. Gene Ontology annotation, cellular component: extracellular exosome. NCBI's taxonomy places the organism in Eukaryota, Metazoa, Chordata, Mammalia, Primates, Hylobatidae. Gene Ontology annotation, molecular function: protein binding; heparin binding. The record is from RefSeq and is a predicted model, not a curated record.